Cannabis sativa is the source of this 1434-nucleotide messenger RNA. Its product is annotated as glucan endo-1,3-beta-glucosidase 14. Gene Ontology annotation, biological process: carbohydrate metabolic process. Gene Ontology annotation, molecular function: hydrolase activity, hydrolyzing O-glycosyl compounds. The coding region runs from base 106 to 1335 and encodes 409 amino acids. The transcript is spliced from 2 exons. The record is from RefSeq and is a predicted model, not a curated record. Lineage: Eukaryota; Viridiplantae; Streptophyta; Magnoliopsida; Rosales; Cannabaceae. Gene Ontology annotation, cellular component: plasma membrane.
AUGUGUAAAGAUUUAGCUGGAAAAGAGAGAAAAAGGGAAACAAAACGUCGUCGUUAGGAGUUUGGGUGGCUCUAGUGGCGGUGGUGGUUGUUUCUCCAAUCAGUAAUGGCUAACUCUUCUUCUUCUUCAAUCUUGUUCUCUUGUUACCCAAUUAUUCUGAUCCUAAUUCUCACUUUCUCAGAUUCCAGAAUCCACGUGGCAAGCAUCGGAGUCGGAAUAAACUACGGCCAAAUAGCAAACAACCUCCCAUCACCGUCACGAGUCUCAACCCUUCUCCGAUCACUAAACAUAACCAGAGUUAAACUCUACGACGCCGAUCCAAACGUACUCAAAGCUUUCUCAAACACCCAAACAGAUUUCACAAUCGGACUCGGCAACGAAAAUCUCCAAUCCAUAGCCAAUAACCCAAUCAAAGCUCAACAAUGGAUCCAAACACACCUCUCACCUUACUUACCCCAAACACAAAUCACCUCAAUCGUAGUCGGAAACGAAGUCUUCAACCUAAACGACACUCAAUUAAUGUCGUCUUUGUACCCUGCGAUGAAAACAAUGUACGAUACAUUAGUCAAUUUGGGGCUAAAUUCUAGGGUUAGCAUAACAACAGCUCAUUCAUUAACAAUUUUAUCAAAUUCAUACCCACCUUCAAAUGGUUUAUUCAGAUCAGAUCUAGCUCAAUACCUAAAUCCAAUCCUCAAUUUCCAUUCACAAACUAAAUCACCAUUCUUAAUCAACGCUUACCCUUACUUCGCUUACAAAGAUAACCCUAACGAAGUAUCUUUAGAUUACGUUCUCUUCCGUCCAAAUCAAGGAAUGACCGAUCCAAAUACGAAUCUCCACUACGAUAACAUGUUGUACGCUCAGAUCGACGCUGUUUACGCCGCGAUCAAAGCCUUGGGACACUCCGGAGUCGAAGUGAGAAUCUCCGAAACUGGUUGGCCUUCGAAAGGUGACGAAAACGAAGCUGGAGCUACACCGGAAAAUGCUGAGGUCUAUAACAGUAAUCUUCUUAGAAGAAUCGAACAGAAUCAAGGUACUCCGGCGAAUCCGACGGUACCGGUGGAUAUUUACGUUUUUGCCCUUUUUAAUGAGAAUAUGAAACCUGGUCCGGCAUCGGAGAGGAAUUAUGGACUGUACUAUCCCGAUGGUACUCCGGUGUAUAACAUCGGAUUACAAGGGUAUCUGCCGGAGCUGGCAUUGGAUACUUCGUCGUCGUCAUCGUCUUCUUCAUCGUUCUUUGGUUCAGUUUCUUCUUCUGUUAUUAUUCAUGUAAGAAAAUUGGCCUUUUUUAAUUUAUUUUCUUUUUUUAUUUUUCUAUUUUUUGUUUAUUUUGAAUAAAUGAUAAUUUUGAUUCAAGUAAGAUAUUUUAUUUAAUUUAACUCAAUUUUUGUUUGUAUUAUUUAUAAAUUUUAAUAAUAUUUUUAGUUAGUUUUUUUU